Molecule: messenger RNA, 666 nt
Organism: Alternaria alternata
Lineage: Eukaryota; Fungi; Ascomycota; Dothideomycetes; Pleosporales; Pleosporaceae
Exons: 1
Source: RefSeq, a predicted model, not a curated record
CUACGUCCGUCAACCUGCUACUUGCAAGUCCGCCAACAGCCUAUCGAGGCGCUCGUCACUGUCAAGGGCAAGGAGAAGUUUCGGAAGCCCGUGGAUCCACCACCGAUCGUAGAGCUGAAGCUUACUAACGGGGCCGAUCCUUCGAAUACCUUUUUACAGAACCCCUACAUCUUCGUCAGUGUAUCUUUAUACAAACCAGAUAGAGAUGAACCCGUCGAAUUCACCCCAAACGACUCGUUGGCAGGCACUCUGGUCUCCUCCCUACAUAGACUCAAGGAUAUUGACAACAAGGACGGCGGAUUCUUCGUCUUUGGCGAUAUCUCUGUCAAGAUUCAGGGCAGCUACAGACUACACUUCACCAUGUACGAGUUUCUGCCCUUACAAGGCGAGUUUCAAUCUCUCUACUCGAUUUCAAGCGACAAGUUCAAGGUCGUACUGCCCAAGGACUUCAAAGGUCUCGACGAGUCGACGUACCUCUCGCGGGCGUUCUCCGAUCAGGGUGUCAGACUCAGGUUGCGCAAGGAAGCGAGAGGGAUGAUGAGCAACAAGAGAGGUUAUCAGGCAGAGACAGAGUCGACCCAGCAAGCGCCUAUCGCCCCCAGCUACGAUUAUCAGGCUCCGAAAAGGAGGAAGGAAGACUACGUCGACAGCCCUGUCAUCCCAAGC